AUGUCCGUCACUACCCCAGGGGGUUCCCCACAGGCUUUUAGCCUCCAAACCGGGGGAAUUUCCGGAAAUCGCCACGAGGUAGGUCAACGUGACCCCGUCCCCCAAGUUCGGAUGUUCCCCGAGCACCUUGGGGUUUGUCUCCCUCUCGGCCUCUCCAUCUCCAUACUUACUGUUUUAGUGCCUAGUGUAAUAAAUAAUACCCAUAGACUUUGGUACAAAGACCCUUGUCUCAAGAGAAACAUUACAGAAUGUUUGGGACUGUGUCUUGUUAUAUUCUACCUUGGUUACGAUGCAAGCCUUCUCAAUAGCCUCCAAGCCAUAACCGCAUGGCAGGAAUUCCUCGAUUACCCCAGAGGCCCAGUCCUGGGGCUAUACACCGCAAUCUUGUAUCUCCCAUCGAUCUUGACUGCGUAUUUGGGUGACUUUGUGUCCCAGAACUACGGACGGAGGCUUGCCCUGGCCUUGGGAUCUUGUCUUGUCUUGGUUGGCAGCUUCAUAAAUGCCCUUGCAGUAAACCCUGGGAUGUGGAUUGCUGGGCGGACCAUCAUGGGAGCCGGUGGAGGAAUUGCCAAGGUCGCAGCCCCAGCGCUCAUCCAAGAAGUUGCCCAUCCUCGAUUGAGACCGAUGCUCGCUUCUUGCUACUACCCGUUCUUCUACUUUGGUUCUCUUCUUUCGGCGCUACUAUGCUUUGCCGGCCUAUAUAUUCCUGGCGGCUGGUCGUGGAGGAUGCCGUCAAUGAUUCAAGUUCUGGGACCUUCUCUAGUCCUCGCUACCCUGAUCAGCUGCCCUGAAUCUCCCCGAUGGCUCGUCUAUAAAAACAGGCUGGCUGAGGCAUGCGACGUGCUGAGCAAGCAUCAUGCCAAUGGCGUAGCUGAUGAUCCUCUCGUCCAAUGGGAGCUAGCUGAAAUUCAAGCCGCAAUCGAAGAAGAGCGCUUCCGCAGUCAGCCAUCGUAUUUGAGCUUCUUCAGGACGGUUGGAAACCGCAAACGUCUUGUUGUUAUCCUAUCCCUGUGCAUAGGGUCGAAUUGGGUUGGUAAUGGUAUAAUAUCCUACUAUCUUACACCAGUACUUCGUUCUGUUGGUAUUACGUCCCCGUUGCAAAUUAUGCUCCUGACAUCCGGUCUCGCGAUCUGGAACCUCAUCUUGGCAUUCGGUGCUGCACUCAACGUAGAGCGUUUUGGUCGUCGUCCACUGUUUCUUGUGUCCAUUACUGGUAUGCUUAUAUGCUACUGCUUGGUAAUGGGAUUCUCAGCUGGCUUCUCCUAUACUAAAAAGGCCAGCCUGGGGAUUGCCGUAAUUCCCUCCUUAUUCCUGUAUUACGGCUUCUACGACAUCGCCUGGACGCCUCUGCCAGUCCCAUAUACAGCUGAGAUUCUACCUUUCGAGUUGCGUACUAAGGGGCUCGCUAUCUUUACUUCUGUUGGAACCAUGGCCAACGCCUUUAAUCAAUUUGUGAACCCAAUUGCUUUACAGGCCAUCUCAUGGAAAUAUUACGCAGUCUACAUUGUGAUUCUAUUCUUCUACUUGGCCUUUGCGUAUUUUAUGUACCCGGAAACUAAGCACCGUACCAUUGAAGAGGUCUCGAUGAUCUUCGAUGUUCGAAAUGCUGACCAUGAACUCCAUCAGCUCGCAGACCAGAAGAUUGACAAAAAGACCACACAAACAUUCGAGCAUCAUGAAGGGAGAUAA
Fusarium oxysporum Fo47 is the source of this 1689-nucleotide messenger RNA. RefSeq lists its product as uncharacterized. The record is from RefSeq and is a predicted model, not a curated record. Lineage: Eukaryota; Fungi; Ascomycota; Sordariomycetes; Hypocreales; Nectriaceae. Gene Ontology annotation, cellular component: membrane. Gene Ontology annotation, molecular function: carbohydrate:proton symporter activity. The coding region runs from base 1 to 1689 and encodes 562 amino acids. The transcript is spliced from 12 exons. Gene Ontology annotation, biological process: transmembrane transport; carbohydrate transport.